AUGAUCGAGCAGGAGUUGCCGGAGGAGAAGCGCGCGGACGCGGUGAGCAGCAUGGUGUACGAGGCGAGCGUGCGCAUCCGGGACCCCGUCUAUGGCUGCGCCGGUGCCAUCUGCCGGCUGCAGAAGCAGGUCAGCGACCUCAAGGCACAGCUCGCGCGCGGGCACGCCGAGCUCACCGGCGCUCGCGCACACCACUCGCACCUCCUCGCGCUCCUCUGCGUCGAGGUCGCCACUGGCAGGCACAUCGAGUCACCGGCCUAUUGCGCGGCCAUGGACUACUCCUCGCAGCUCGUCGCCCCCACCGCCCAGGCCGCCACGCGCUGUACUCGUAAAGCAGAGCAGAGCAACAAGGGCAAAGGUGAAAUCUCCAAGACUCGUAGCAUUGCGGUGUCAAUGGAAUGA
Molecule: messenger RNA, 402 nt
Organism: Phragmites australis (common reed)
Lineage: Eukaryota; Viridiplantae; Streptophyta; Magnoliopsida; Poales; Poaceae
Product: LOB domain-containing protein 1-like
Exons: 2
Coding region: 1-402 (133 amino acids)
Source: RefSeq, a predicted model, not a curated record